Penaeus monodon (black tiger shrimp) is the source of this 489-nucleotide messenger RNA. Its product is annotated as vacuole membrane protein 1-like. Lineage: Eukaryota; Metazoa; Arthropoda; Malacostraca; Decapoda; Penaeidae. The transcript is spliced from 5 exons. The record is from RefSeq and is a predicted model, not a curated record. The coding region runs from base 1 to 489 and encodes 162 amino acids.
AUGGUAUUGAAGUUAGCCUUCAUGGGACUAUGGAAUAACAAGAAGAUCGUCUUAUUAUUAGCACUUCUAGUAGGAGGUUAUUAUACAGCGUACAAGACACCAGGGCCCCAUCAGCUUCUGUUCCAGAGAGUUGAGAAUCAGUUCUGGUGGUGUGCCUGGUGGGUAUGGCUAGGAAUCCUCUCCUCGGUGGGCUUGGGUACAGGCCUCCACACCUUCCUGCUUUACCUGGGGCCCCACAUAGCCUCAGUUACCAUGGCGGCGUAUACUUGCAACUCGGUCGAUUUCCCUUCACCGCCUUAUCCGGACGACAUAAUGUGUCCAGAUGAGGAGACUGCAGCAGGGAAGGAGAUGUCCAUACUCACUAUCAUGUCCAAAGUCAGACUGGAGGCCUUCAUGUGGGGGGCCGGAACUGCGCUAGAAAUUAGGUAUUUUUUGAGUGAUGCUGGUAUAUUGCUGCUAGAUAUUAACAAAGCAGAAAAGUUUAAGUAA